UAGCUUAUAGCAACGUCAGAGAUGGGGCUAUAGUCAGUUCUGCUUGAUUCAGCGCUUGUCAUCGUCCGCUCUUCGGUUUCAGUCCUCGUCAAAAGUCGCGUUGUUACAUUUUGAGCCUGCAACUUACUUGCGAAUGUUGUGCCAUCGAACCCACUAUGCCCCGCGUAAAAGAAAACCCAUUUUAGUCGCAAUCACAAAGUUAAAUAAGAAUCACUUUGCUCGGCGUUCGGUGCAAAAGGACAGUUGAAGUUUACGGCCUGACAACAACGAUUGUUCUUCUCAAAACAGGUGCGGCGCAAGCUUCGUUCGAAGUUCAACCUGCCGAGUUACGUGAUAGCGAUCAAGCCUUUCUUUCUGAUCCCCGAGCUUCGCGUUCUUUCCACGCACCACGAGAAGUUGAGCCAGACCGGAACCCUGGAGAUAACCGUCGUGGAGUGCUCCAGACUUGUACUCUGCGAGGGCUCUUUCCAGCUGUACUGCAUGAUCUCUCUGGACGAGCUAGAGUGGAUCGACAUGGACGAAGUGCUGGGGACGCCGUGGCAGAACAUCAGCCUCGAACUGUUCAAGCCAGUCGGCGUAGCCAUUGGAGUGGAAUUCAGGAACAAAACGGUGGAAGGGAGACGCCGCGAAGUCGUCUAUGUCGAAAGCCUCGCUCGUAACUCGCCACUCGCCGCCGGUGGACUGCUGGUGGGCGACUUGAUUGUUACCAUUGAAGGAGUUCGAAUAGUCGACUUCAAGCAAGCAGCCAAGGUCCUGUCCAAAGCCGGAGAGCAGGUCAUCAUCAACGUCGAGAGAAAAAACGAUUUCAAGUGGGACAAGAAAAAGGCACUCAGCACCUCACCGCCGCCGGAAAAUGAAGAGAAUACAUUCACUCAGGACGACAAAACGAAGAACAGCAACAAGACUGCCGACUUCAACGCCACCGACCGACCGGAGAAAAAGGGCGACAGCGCGGCGAUUCUCAUCAGAGCCAAGAACAAGGGCUUCCCGAUAAAACGAACCACCUAUGUUCUCUCCAACCGGGAACCCGUGUUCUUGGAGUCGUUCACUUUCGAAGUCAAGAAUCACUACCGUUUCAUCAACGUCGGCGUCUGGAGCAAGGGCCAGAUCAUCAGCCUGCAGGGUGUCAAGAAGCCCCGCAUAGACACCUAUGCUUGGAUACGUGAGUGCACGACCGCCAUUCCCGUGUCCCACGUGCUGGAGGAAUGCCUCAAGACCACCGAAGGCUACCACGGUGAAGUCGUCAAGCUCUUGUGUCCCCACUUCACUCGGGUUCCCAAGGACUUCCACAAGUACGCCACUCUGUCAGGCUUCGACCCGCGUCACUGCUACGGCGACAUAACGCUUCGCUUCCUGUUCAAGGGCGAGUACAAGGUCAAGGGCGCCCAGCUCAGCUUCGAGCGCGCACGCGAAGUCAGGGAGGAAGAGCCCGCGGGACCCGUCGUCUCAGCCAUCGAGGAAAUACGGUCCGGGAGUGAUGUGAAGUCCUUGGCUCAUGACUUCGAGGAUGUCAUACUUAAGAAAUCAACGACUUGCAAGUUCUGCAACACCAGGAUCUGGCUCAACAGAGGAAUGCGUUGCAAGGUCUGCAGAAUGAUCAUCCACAGCAGGUGCCAAGAAAGGACCAUGCUGAUGACCUUAUGCAAGCAGAAAAUGUGGCCGGAGGAAGAGGCAGAGCCCGUCGGUGGCGCUCCUGAAACUAGCGCAAAGGAAGAACAGGAGAUGCGACUACUGGCGAACGUAGUCAAGGCCCAAAUGCCCAUCCAGUCGUUCGGUGCGAAGGCAAAACCGGUGACGUCGGCACCGUCUUCGCCAACGUACGAAGACGAAUUCUUCAAGCAGCUCGAGAUGACCGACAGCGGGAGCCGGUUGGAAGAAAUUCUGCGCGACCUGUCGCACCGGGGGUUCGGCGUGCAGGUGUUCUCCAAGGCCGUCACCGCUGCCAAGCACAUACACAGCGACCUGGAGCCUCAGGCACGCAUGGAGCGUGUCAGAAACGUCUACCAGCGGGUGAAGAUCUCCUUCGAGGGGGAGCGCCAGCGCAGGGACAAGUUGGAAGAGCAGCUCGCGAACACCCCAGACGAGGCUACGCGCCAGGAGCUGCGCCCAUCGCUCGAACACUGCGAGCAGCGGCUCAAGGGCCUCAACCUGGUCCUCCUCUACUACGCGUCGGGCCUCAAACACAUUUACGAGGAGCACGACGAAGGCUCGGAGCACUCGGAGGCCCCCGCCUAG
Dermacentor silvarum is the source of this 2235-nucleotide messenger RNA. RefSeq names its product PDZ domain-containing protein 8-like. Gene Ontology annotation, molecular function: protein binding. The transcript has 17 exons. The record is from RefSeq and is a predicted model, not a curated record. Lineage: Eukaryota; Metazoa; Arthropoda; Arachnida; Ixodida; Ixodidae. Gene Ontology annotation, cellular component: mitochondria-associated endoplasmic reticulum membrane contact site. Gene Ontology annotation, biological process: mitochondrial calcium ion homeostasis. Bases 481 to 2235 code for a protein of 584 amino acids.